Molecule: messenger RNA, 2640 nt
Organism: Echinops telfairi (small Madagascar hedgehog)
Lineage: Eukaryota; Metazoa; Chordata; Mammalia; Afrosoricida; Tenrecidae
Gene: MMP13
Product: matrix metallopeptidase 13
Exons: 10
Coding region: 1-1419 (472 amino acids)
Biological process (GO): collagen catabolic process; proteolysis; extracellular matrix organization
Cellular component (GO): extracellular matrix
Molecular function (GO): zinc ion binding; metalloendopeptidase activity
Source: RefSeq, a predicted model, not a curated record
AUGCAUCCACGUGUCCUGGCUGCCUUCUUCUUCUGGAGCUGGCUCCACUGUUGGUCUCUGCCUCUUCCUGACAAGGAUGACAGUGAUGGAGACCUGUCCGAGGAAAACUUCCAGUUUGCAGAGCACUAUCUGAAAUCAUACUACUAUCCCCGGAACCCUGCUGGAAUCCUGAAGAAGAUUACAGGCUUGUCCUUGGCGGACAGGCUCCGAGAAAUGCAGUCUUUCUUUGGCUUAGAAGUGACCGGCCAACUUGAUGAUAACACUUUAGACAUCAUGAAAAAGCCAAGAUGUGGAGUCCCUGAUGUGGGCGAAUACAAUGUUUUCCCUCGAACUCUCAAAUGGUCGAAAACGGAUUUAACUUACAGGAUUGUGAAUUACACCCCUGAUCUGACCCCUCCUGAGGUUGCCAAGGCUGUGAAGAAGGCCCUCAAAGUCUGGUCGGAUGUGACACCUCUGAAUUUCACCAGAGUUCACAACGGCACCGCUGACAUCAUGAUCUCCUUUGGAACUAAAGAGCAUGGCGAUUUCUACCCAUUUGAUGGGCCUUCUGGUCUCCUGGCUCAUGCUUUUCCUCCUGGGCCCAAUAUUGGAGGAGAUGCCCAUUUUGAUGAUGAUGAAACUUGGACAAGUAGCUCCAAAGGCUACAACUUGUUCCUUGUUGCUGCCCAUGAGUUCGGCCACUCCUUAGGCCUGGAGCACUCCAAGGACCCGGGAGCACUCAUGUUUCCCAUCUACACCUACACGGGCAAAGGCCACUUCGUGCUUCCUGAUGACGAUGUCCAAGGGAUCCAGUCGCUCUACGGUCCAGGAGAUGAAGACCCCGACCCGAAACAUCCCAAAACUCCGGAGAAAUGCGAUCCCGCCUUAACCAUUGAUGCCAUCACCAGUCUCCGCGGAGAACUCAUAAUCUUCAAAGACAGAUUUUUCUGGCGCCUGCACCCUCAGCAGGUUGAGGCGGAGCUGUUUUUAACGAAAUCAUUUUGGCCUGAACUUCCCAACAACAUUGACGCUGCAUUUGAGCAUCCUUCUCAGGACCUUAUCUUCAUCUUCAAAGGAAGAAACUUUUGGGCUCUUAACGGCUAUGAUAUUUUGGAAGGCUAUCCCAAAAAAAUAUCUGAACUGGGAUUUCCAAAAGAGAUUAAAAGGAUAAGUGCAGCUGUUCACUUUGAGGAUCGCGGCAAGACUCUCUUAUUCUCAGGAAAUCAAGUCUGGAGCUACGAUGAUAUUAACCAUAUUAUGGAUAAAGACUACCCCCGACUAAUAGAAGAGGAGUUCCCAGGAAUUGGUGAUAAAGUCGAUGCUGUCUAUGAGGAAAAUGGUUAUAUCCAUUUUUUCAGCGGACGCAUACAGUUUGAAUACAGCAUGUGGAGCAGCCGCGUUGUUCGCAUCUUGCUAACCAACUCUAUAUUGUUGUGUUAGCUGUGCUUUAAAGAUUUGUAAUUUAAAUCCUGGAGAAUAUUUGAAAAAAAUACUUCUAGAGGUAUUGGAGGUGGGGGACACAGGCUGAUAUCAGGGGAAAGCUUAGUUCUGUGAACAAGCUUCAGUAAGUUAUCUUUGAAUAUGUAGUAUCUAUAGGGCUAUGCGUGGCUGGAACCACCCUGAAGAAUUUUUAAAGUAAUGAGAAUCAGCAUGCGCAAAGAUCAUCUGAUUCUUGUGUUGUAACACUUGCUGGAAUUUCCCAUUCGCAAAAUGAGAUACAUGGUCUAUCAAAAAGUUAAGCUAUUUAUUAAAAGUUUGCAAAGCCAUAAAAGUAAAUCAGAUGUAUGCCAUUAAUGUCGUCUUUAUGAAAAAAUACAAGGUAGUAUGAGAAUAGAUUUUUAAAGUACGUAUGGUAGCCCUCCGUGAAACAAAAAGCAACCAAGGUGACAUGUCUGUGAUAAAUAUAUUGCAGAUAACUUUUCUGAAAAGCAAGUAAUUUCUUUUUCUUAACAAGAAGAUUCUGAUGUUUAUGUCCAUCUCCAGACAGACAUUAAAAUAAAUGUCAGAGUCACCAGAGCUAUGACUGAUGCUGAAGAGGGUACUUGGCCUUUCAACUGUGUUUCAUUUCCACUUUUGAUAAUGAUGCAAAGGCCACACUCAAAACAAAUAUCUCUUUGCAUAUUUAUAGAAAACAAAGAGACAAUUUUCAAUUUUCAAAAAUUAUUUCAGGGCUCUCAACUCUCAAAAAGUAAAGAAGAAAAAUGGUCACCAAGUGUUGUAAGGGCACAUACUACUUUUAAAGUAUACAUCAUUUGAUCAUUUAUGGCUACAAGAAUGAUUAAACCCCAUUAUAUAUAGAUAAGCCUUUUCGUCAUCCAGUUCGCUUUGGAUAAGUAGGCUGUUUGGGGAAUGCUUGUGUGUUGGAGUACAAAUUUAUCUCAUACAUUGGAAAUAUAUGCAUUAAAAUGAGAUGUUCUUUUGGAGGAUGGUCUACUAAGUGUUGAUCUUGAAGAUGUGGCCAGCACUUCCCUGUGCCGAGGACCACAGUGGGCAGAUCCGUAGACACUGACUGCAUGAAUGGGCAUCAAGAGAAGGACUCUCGAGCUGAGAGAUCUUGUUUAUAAAAACUCAGGCAAAGAAAGUUUAUCAUUUUGUACCAUGUUCUUAGGUAGGACGUGUUUAUUAUAUUGUUUAUAAUAAAAUGAUAUUUUCAGCAAGCUU